AUGCUGAGGCGCAGCCCAGACUCGCCACCCGCCCGCUGGCCUCUCUGUCCAUGGCCGCACUGUGGGCAUCGUGAUGGGCUGGAGCUUGGCAUGCCUGCUGGCCCCGUGCCUGGUGCCUGGGAGAACUGGCCCAGAAAGGAGAGGUGCCGCCGCUGGCUCCCAACCGCAGGCGGGAGGAAACUGGUUUGCAAAAAUGUGUGUAUUAUGCAAAACUGCAUAUGAACAUAUAUAUUAGGAGACAUUUGCACUAUAAGCCUGAUGAAUUUUCCUGAGUGCUUUCCUUUCUCUGUUAAAUCACAAACCGAUGUGUAAAUGUGGAGAAGUGAACUUCAAUUUCGGAAACAGAGAAACUGAAACUGACAUAUUCACAGUCAUCCCUGCUACAACAUCAGGAGGACCACAGCUCAAAUUCCUACAGUAGAGGUUGGGCAUCCUAGUGUAGAAAGGUAGGGUGACCUAGUACUUUCAGGCAGUUAGAACCCAAACAGGUGUGAUGUGGGAGAUCUGUGAUUGGCUUUCCUUAAUCCUCUCUUUUAAAGCUGGUGUGGGGAGCCCUGAUUUUGACAGAAGCAAUGGCAUUGGGAUCAAGCCUAUUUCUGUGUGUGUGUGUGUGAAAGAGAGAGAUAUGGAGGAAGGGAGGUUUAGAACAUGAAAAAGGAUGCUAAAAUACAUGCCGCCUCCCAUAGGUAUUAUUAAGCAAAGAAGGAAAAGAAAAUAAGAUAAUCUGGCCAUGUUUGUUUUAGCUCCCAGGAGCUAAAAUAUCACCAACCUUUGGCAAGGAAACAAUCAAAGUGCACUUUUCCAGCUGUGUUGUGAUCUAUGCAUUUCCGUGUUCUUCUUUCCUCUUCAAGUCUGUGGUCAACCAGUGUUGUCUGACCGAAUUGUGGGCGGCCAAGCCUCGCAGAUUGGAGCCUGGCCAUGGCAGGUCAGUGUCGGUUGGAAGGGGAGGCAUUUUUGUAGUGGGUCCCUCGUGGCACAACAGUGGGUUGUGUCAGCCGCUCACUGCUUUAGGUAAGUACCAGCAAGGAGGUAGUGACAUUUCACCAGUGUGCUUCAGAAAUGUCUCAGUCUUUCUGCAUGAUGGGGCCAGCUAGGCAUGGCAACACGAGCAGUUGCAUCAAUAUCAUGUUAGAAUGAAAAGCUGGGGAGUCCCCUGAUUUGGAUUGGGACUCUGGUGGUGGUGUGUGUGGCAUUUAACUCUAUGGCGUUUAACCCUUUGACUCCCUGCUGACAUUCCAGUCCGAAUAAGGCCCUUUGCACCUGCUAAUAACGCUAAAAAGGAACUUGUUCAGUGCAAAGGCUAAUAGUAUGAAGGUGUCAUGGCUAGUAUGGACCACUGUUGGCUUUGAAUCACAACCUGGAGGUUGCUGGAUCCUGGGACACCCAUUUUUUAAAUGCUCUUUGACUGUUAGUCAGUGACUCCAUCCCUUGCUGCAGCAUCACACCCCAAUGCAUUUUCUUUUUUGUUUCAUUUCUGUUUCUCAGACUGAAUCCUUUCUCAGACAUCACCGUGACCUUGGGAGCAUAUCAACUUGCAAAUAGAAGCUCCAAAUCCCAGACCGUUCCUGUCGCCCAAGUAAUCCGUAACACAGCAUUUAAUGGGACUGGGACAAGAGGGGACAUUGCCUUAUUGAGGCUCCAAAGACCCAUGAACUAUACCCCAUACUUCCUCCCAGUGUGUGUGCCAUUUCCUUCGGCUGUGUUCCCUGAGGGCAUGGCGUGCUUUGUGACUGGAUGGGGAAAUAUUGGAUUUGAUGGUGAGAGCCUGGUGAGAACAUGGGGUUGGAGGUCAACCUGAAAUGAAUUCUGAAAGAGAGUAGCAUGUUUUGGGAGGGUUUAUCCUUUAGUCAUGGGGAUCCCUUGAGCCAGAAGUGGCUCACUGGAUAGCACAGAUGGCUAUUCUAGCUUCUUGACAGAGUGGUUGCUUACUGGUAGGGAGAGGGAAUGGAUCUGCUGGUGUUUGUGCAAUGUCAACCUUCCCACACCUUGCCUCUCCCCCUCCUGGUGGCCACCACUGAUAAGGCCCUGCUCUAACUGAUGUGAGUCUAGUUGUUGUGAAUGAUGGUACCUGGAAGAAACCUUCUUCAGAGGGGGAAAUGUUUAUAUGGGAAGAUAUGCUGAUUAGACUCACGUCCUAAGCUGUUUACAGCUUUAAGGUUGACACCAGUACUUUAACUUAGCCCCCGUAACUAUUUGGAGGUAGCUGGUAAGGACAUUUGAAAACUAGAAUUGUAUUCUCCCUGUGGCUGGCUCCAGAGAGUAGUGCCAGACCACCAUGUUCCAGUAAGGCUUAUCCUUUUUGUGUUGCCUGUUGACCCUUGACUACUGAUUCAGUCACCAUGCAGAUCUUUACAGUGCAACAGGUUUGUUAAGCAGAGUCAUAUAGAGACUCUUAAUUCAGGCCUGCAGCAGAGUUUCUCCUUGGCCACAAGAAGAAAGGGAGAAGGCAGUCUUGAGGCAGGGUUGCACAGGGUUGCACAUUCACCAUGCCUGAAUGCAACUCACUUUUCUUCUGCUUUGCAUUCUUAGAACCACUUCCAUUCCCUCAGACACUGCAACAAGUCCAGGUCUCUCUCAUAGAUGUUGACAGAUGCAACGAGAUGUACAAUGUGCCCCCAACUGGGUCCAAUUCUGUCAAAGACACCAUGAUUUGCGCUGGAUAUAAAGAAGGAGGAAAGGACGCUUGCCUGGUAAGCAAUUUAACAGUUGUCUUGAAUGGUUUCUUGAUGUUUUCAGGUGUUCCUGGCCUAUUUCUCAGAGACUUCUACAGAUGCUCAGUAAGGUCUCUAUGUGGUCAAGGAGCAGGCACUGAGAUACUGGUUGCCUGGGGUGAGAUUUCGAGGGGGCGUUAUUAUUCCCUGCUUCUGCUUGUUUGUUUCUAGGGUGAUUCCGGGGGGCCCUUGGUCUGUGCCCAAAAUGACUCCUGGUUCCUGGUUGGCAUCGUGAGCUGGGGACAAGGCUGUGCACUCCCGUACCGCCCCGGCGUCUACACCAGAGUCACGUCCUAUGGCGAUUGGCUGCAACGUUACGUUCCUGGCCUGCGGUUUGGAAUUGUGCCCAUCGCUCUGGAGGGGGGAGGGAACCAUUUCAAACUUUUCACUUCCACUCCUCUUGUCACUUUCUCUCUUUCCCUCCUCCUGCCUUUCUUGCAGUGGGAAUUCUUGAGGUGAGGAGUUCCUUGCCAGCUUGACGCUGUAGAAUCAGUGCUGAAUUUGGGUACAUUGUAGGCAGCCCCAGGUUGUGGGGAACCUUUGGGCCUCAAGAUGUUGCUGAAUUACGACUCCUGCUGACCAUACUCACUGUGACUGAUGGGAGUUGCAGUUCAGCAGCACCUGGAGGGCCAAAUGUUUCCCACACCCAGUUUCCUGUUUGAAGGAUGAUUUGGGUUGCAGCUUGAAGAUCAGUAGGGCAAAGCAUUUGUGUCCCAUAGUAAGUGAAGGGUAGGUGCCAUAAUUCUUCUGGUUCCUGGACAAAGUGCCCUAGAAUUCUUUGCUUUCUGCCUUCUUGCAUUGUGACAAAAUCCUCUCAUUUGAAAAGUAAUAAUAUAAUCAGGUUUCUAGUCCAAAUAGCAGUGAUGACAAAUGUGAAAGCACGUUGACUAUCCCAGGGAAAAUCUCAGAAGCCAGGAAGGGGACUCACCCCCUGUUUGUGGGUCUUGCAUGGGCUUCUGGUUGGCUAUUGUGAGAAAAGAAUGCUGGUCUGGAUAGGCUAGUUCUCAAACUUUUUUCUCUGGGCCACACUUUCAGAAUAAAAAUUUCCUCGUGCCACACCAUUUUUUAAAUUGAUAAGCAAUACAUUGGAAAACAAAAAGAAACAACUCCUAGCAGUGCUUGAUUUAUAACACAGAACACAACUACUUUAUAAUAUAAUCAUGGGACAUCCAGAAAAUAUAAAACAAUGAAUAAUAAUAAUAAUAAUAAGUCACUUGUACCCCAAUCAUGUGACUGGGUUGCCCCAACCACUCUGGGCAUCUUCCAAUGGAACAGGAAUCAUUCUCAAAACAUAAUAUUGAUUGUCCUUAAACCUUCCUGCCACACUUGCC
Podarcis lilfordi (Lilford's wall lizard) is the source of this 4042-nucleotide messenger RNA. Lineage: Eukaryota; Metazoa; Chordata; Lepidosauria; Squamata; Lacertidae. The record is from the annotation of a GenBank genome assembly.